CGUUCCACGUGACCUAAUCUGAGACACGUCAUCCAGCGCCGCUAUUGGCUGGAGCUUAGUAAACACCGGAAAGCCGGAUCUAGAGGAGGAAGGUGUCUGGCACUGUCAGCAUGGAGCUGGACGAUCAGGAGGUGCCGGCCGCCAAGCCCGAAGUAGAACUGGACUUCACCAGCUUCCUGCAGGAGACAGUGGGUACCGCUCUGACAAGCUAUGGAUGGUUCAUCCUUUUAGGCUGCAUCCUUUUGUACAUUUUGAAGCAGAAAUUUUCAUCCAACAUUAGCUCGCUCCUCACAACCACACGGACAACGACGGCAGACCCAGAUGAUGUUGUCAGAAGACAGGAAGCAGUGGCCGCAGCCAGGUUAAAGAUGCAGGAGGCGCUAGACGCUCAGGCAGAAAGAUAUAAAGAAAAGCAGAAACUGCUGGAAGAAGAAAAGAGGCGUCAGAAGAUUGAGAGCUGGGAGAGCAUGAAGGAAGGAAAGAGUUACAAGGUGGCUUCUCGCCUCAGUCAGCCACAGGAGCCAUCUGCAAGUACCUCAGCAAUGGCCUCUGCCCCAAAGCCCAAACCAGAACGAAGACCUCUCAGAGACGGUGGUUAUAAUCCUCUGACAGGUAAUGGGGGAGGCACCUGCGGUUGGAGACCAGGACGAAGAGGACCCUCUGCUGGUGGAUGAGGUUAAGCUGCCUUGCUGGUGUUAUGUCUAUAACAAAUACCAGCAAGGUCAAUGGACUGUACCGCCUGCCAAAGCAGCGUCUUUAUUACUGCUCUGAAGGGUCUCGCGACACGAGUCAUUGUUGUCUGGAGUGGAAUCGGAUCGUGCUGUUUGUGUUCUAGCAGGUCCGGGUAUAUUUUGCAUACCGUCAAGACAGACCUUCAACUAGAAUGUGUUCCCAGAAAAGUUGGUGACCGUUCAGGUUGACCGAUAAUACUGUUCACUGCAGUUUGACGCUCUUAAUGAUGUCAUCCUUACAAAUGGUCCGCAGCCAAUAAGGUUGACUGAUGUUGUGUGGCGGAUAGCCCUGAUGUACAUGUCUCUUCGUUGUUGUAUCUGUAUGAAUAGAA
Molecule: messenger RNA, 1063 nt
Organism: Nanorana parkeri
Lineage: Eukaryota; Metazoa; Chordata; Amphibia; Anura; Dicroglossidae
Gene: SELENOS
Product: selenoprotein S
Exons: 6
Coding region: 111-674 (187 amino acids)
Biological process (GO): retrograde protein transport, ER to cytosol; endoplasmic reticulum unfolded protein response
Cellular component (GO): endoplasmic reticulum membrane; Derlin-1-VIMP complex; Derlin-1 retrotranslocation complex
Source: RefSeq, a predicted model, not a curated record